This is a messenger RNA of Coregonus sp. 'balchen', 13679 nucleotides long. NCBI's taxonomy places the organism in Eukaryota, Metazoa, Chordata, Actinopteri, Salmoniformes, Salmonidae. The record is from the annotation of a GenBank genome assembly.
GAUCCAUGCUGGGAAGCGCGAGGCCAUCCGUAUCCAGGCAAUCCUGAGGUCCCUCAUCCCCAUCCCCUGGAGGGGGUCAUCAACAUCCCUUUCCAAAUCCCCUCUCUAGCAAAAGGUCAGUCCUCUGUGAGAAGUCACUAUAGUCUUAUGUGCUUGUAAACCCAAUCGUUGCAGAUUGUACUGUGUUUUCCCCCCCUUUUUUAUAGCUACGUUGGUUCUAGUUUAAUCAUCCUGCUGGUGCUCUCUCUGUUAUAUGGUAGCAGCCUGGGGUUAAGUUGGCUCAAGUUUUGAGACAGAUCGCCAAGCAUGUAAUACAAAUCCACCCAUCAAAAAAUGGUGUUGCGUUAGCCAAAAUAUAAUGUGAUGAAAUUAUUGUCCAAAUGCUUGUCAUAAUGUUUCUGUGCUUGUCAUUUAUCCAGAUGGAACAGUAGUUGAACCAGACCCAGCCACUGUAUUCUGCCCAGACCAAAAGGCAGCCAUUGUGCUGUUCCUGGACAGUGUGUACGGCAUCGAGGACCAGAGCUUCCUUUUCCACCUGCUGGAAGUGGGCUUCCUGACAGACCUGCAGGCUACUGCCUCUCUGGACACAGUGAGGGAGACAUUGGGAAUACUGACAAAGCACCACUGAAGUGACCAUUGUUAUGGACCUGAGGGACCUACAGCAAUGCCCUCUGGAGUGAUUCACUAUAACCUCAUUGGAGUGAUCAGCUACUAUACAUUUUGGAACAAAGAGUGAGACACUAUCACAUCACAAGGAUUAUCCUCUCUAACGCAGAUUAAGUGCACCAUUAAUAAAUGAAUGAGAUUUGAGUUGUUAGUAUUGGAGAAACAGAAUAGUAGUGCCUACUACCGAACACUAUGGGGCACUGUUAUCAUACCCACUGUGUUUUUCCUUACUCAUUCACACCACCUUCCACUCAUUCUUACCAGACUUCAAUGAACAACCUGUCCCCUUCGCUCCUAUCCCUCUCCAUUUCUCUGACUCUCCUCUCAGACUUUUAUGGAUCGAAUCAUUUUUCCUCUGUCUCCCUUCCUGCUAGCCUCACCUAGGCUAAAAUUGCAUAUCUCUUUUUGGUCCUGACACUUCAGUAUACUAAACUUCACCCGGCUGCUCCUCUCCCUGCAGGCUGAUCUGAGUGCCACAGACAUGGCCCUGGCCCGUACCUGUGUUCAGCUGUGCUCACUAAGUGCUCCAGCCUAUUCUCUGGGACAGAGGGCCAGGGGCCACUAGUGGAUGCUCUCCUCCAGGUCGUCUACCACUUGUCCAGGGCCCUCAGCCUCACCAAGGCCCAGAGAGACGCCAUCGAGGACUGCAUGCUGGCCUGCAGGUGGAGGACAUGGAGGAACUAUGUUAUCACUAUCACUACAUACUGCUCCCUUCUCUCCUCCAUCACUUGCACACCUUCUCUACCAUAGAGGCAGAAUGGGCACAGUUAUUUACAAGGAUAUGUUAUUAAAAAGGAAACGUUGGGACAUACUUUGUGCGUGUCUUUAUCUGCUUGUGUCCUCAGCCCAUGAUGCAACCUCUCCUCCGUCUGCUUGUUUACGAGGUGCCCUUUCUGACUGACCACACCAAAAUCCCACUCAAUGAAGGGAUAAUGCCCUCGAAGCCGGUGUUUGUAGGAUAUAUUGGCACGGGUGUUGUUCAUUGAAGGCCAGCAAACCGUGCCAAUAUAUCCUCCAAACACCGGCUUCGAGGGCAUUAUCACUUUUAUAAAACGGGUUAACAAAAUAUUCAAAUAUUGAUUUACAUAUUUUCAUUAAUAACUUUAUUUUGAUGAAUUUAUUCAUACUAUUUCAUCCUUCCACAAGAUAUAGUCCCGACACAAAUCUAGGGUUGCUACCAAAGCCGGCUGGUCGUUCGCUCUAUCGGUUUGGUUGACAGAGAUACGACCCAGUCGUUAAGUCUUUUUGUUCUGUAUCUACGGAGGCGAUGUUCGUUCGUUCUAAAUGUUCUAUUGCCAUACUGGCUGGCAACGUUCUUAUCUCUUGCUCGCUAGCUACCCAACUACGGCAAAUUUACAGUCACGUCAAAUUUGUUUUUGUUUAAGCAUCCAUAACAAUGACCUAAUGAUGGGCAAUUUCACCUGGCAUAGAAAAUGUGGUCUCUCGUCAGGACACUGUUGUUCAGAGGAGCUAGCCAACAACACAGCUAACACAAUCACUUAAAACUGAAGCUGGAAAGACUGCAAACUAGCUGCACUUCGUUUCAUUUUACCUGUUUUUUAUUGACAUUUCUUUGUAUAUAUUCAUAAAAACAGGGGCGCCACUUUGGUUUUAGAAGUGGGGGGGACAUAACGUGGCAGGGGGUCUUGGGCAUCUAAAGCUAAUUUCCUUAAUAAAGACUUUUGAUUGUCUUUAUUAAGACAUCCUCUAUAUCAAUUUUUAGUCAGACCGACCAGCCAGCCCGAACUGCCUGCACGCCCGACCCUCACCAGUCUAGUCAGUAACUCAACUCUCUCCCAUAUGCAUAUUCUUGAUAGCAUUUGAAAGGAAACACUUUAAAGUUUGGGGAAAUGUGAAAUUCAUGUAGGAGAAUAUAACACAUUAGCUCUGGUAAAAGAUAAUACAAACAAAAAAACAUGCGUUUUCUAUUUAUUUUUUUGUUCCAUCAUCUUUGAAAUGCAAGUGAAAGGCCACAAUAUAAUAUUGCAGUUAAGGCGCAAUUUAGAUUUUAGCCACUAGAUGGCAGAAGUGUGUGUGCAACGUUUCAGAUUGAACCAGGGAAGCAUUGCAAUACUGGACUAUUUUGUAUCAAGUCUGCCCAAAUGUGCCGAAUUGGUCAAUUGAUACAUUUUCAAGUACAUAACUAUAGAGAACAUACAAAAAUGAUAUGGUAACACAAAACGUAAGUUUACACACUCCCAGGAAUGUCAUACAUGAUGGAUCAUUAGCAUAUACACUAACUUUCACACAUCUAGAUGGCGGGGCGGGGUGGAUGUGGAGCCAGAGACAGCAGGGGUUCAAACUGUAGAACCCAGUUCCUACAUUUGAAUAUAAAAAUGGAUUUGAUCAAAUAAAACUAUGCUACAUUUUAUCUUUGGGACACUUAGGAUGACAAAUCAGAGCAAGAUUACUGAAUGUAAGUACAUUAUUUACCUUCAGAGGUGAAUGUGUCAAACCAGUUGCCGUGAUGAAUUUUGUUGUUGUUCUGCACUCUCCUCAAACAAUGGGAUGGUAUUUUUUCACUGCAAUAGCUACUGUAAAUUGGACAGUGCAGUUAGAUUAACAAGAAGUUAAACUUUCUGCCCAUAUAAGACAUGUCUAUAUCCUGGAAAGCUUGCUGUUACUUACAACAGUCAUGCUAAUCACAUUAGCGCACGUUAGCUCAACCGUCCCAUAUACAGGACACCGAUCCCGUAGAGGUUAAUUUGUUUAAUUCCCAAGGGAAAUAUUUGUAAAAACACACAAAAAACACUUCAAAUAUACAUUAACACACAGAAACAGCAAAUCCUCCAUAUAAUUAUUCUCAUAGGACUAAUAGUACUGUAGAGCUCUGUUUACUUGCACACAAUAUUGCUGGGUCGCCCCGUCCUGUCCCUAGGGGUCCUCCACCCUGCAGCGCCCCAACCUAACACACCCCACUCAUCUUUAGGAUCUUAGUUAAACAUUCAUUAUUGGUUUUGGGUGUGUUAGGCCAAGGCCAGAGUGACAACCCACAGGACGGCAGACCCCCAGGGCCAGGACUGAGCAGCCCAGCAGCUAGGGAUUGCCUAAAUAGGUAUCUCCCCUGAUGUGGGCAUGUUUUCAAUACAGACUCCUUUAGUCGUACUGUAUUCCAUAUAAGGCAUACAGACCUUAUGAAAGUUGCCCAGUAUACCCUUAAUCUUGUAAUACAUAAAAUCUAGUGAUACAUAACUUGACAUUUUGGGACGAUAACCAACCUUCCAAUUAAUGGCAAUGUAUUUCUUAGCCGCUAUAAAUGCUUGGUUACACAGUUUCCUCAGAUAACAGUCUUCAGUAUCAACAUUUCCAAGCAAACAAAAAUAGGGAGAAGGGAGAAUCUGUAGACAUGCUGAGAUAAAAUAACAUACUCUUUGCCAGAAUUCAGCCAGCCUUCACAAGACCAUAACAUAUGCAAAUAUGUUCCCUUUUAUGUUUUACACCUCCAGCAGAGUAAUGACAUUUCUGAGUGCAUGUAAUUCAGUUUCACUGACAUAUAGUACGUUCUAUGGAUGGUCUUAAACUGCAGUCAUUUAUGUCUGAGAUGGUAUGAACAUGACUGGGCAUUCAAACAUAUCUGUAUUCAUUCAUAGUCAUCAAUAGCUUCUACCAGGUCUUCCUCACAUUUUUGUUUACAUGUUUUGUGUCAUCGGGAAAAGCCUCUAUCAACCCUUGAUACAGUUUGGAAAUCAACUUAGAGGUUUGUCAGACUGUCUUAAAAUAGCAUCUGGCUUGUCCAGUGUUUUCUGCACAGAGAGAAUAAAAUGUUGUAUCUGCAAGAAUUCAUCUCAGCUCCGUCGCAGACUGGUCUUCCCUGGCUGCCUGACACUGCUGAGACCCCUGUCACCAUCUGAUCCUCCUAAAAUGAGGCAUGACAAAUAAUUACCUUGGUUUACAUUUAUACAUUAUAUUAUCCAAGAAAAUAAUGUAUGGUUCAAUAAUUGAAAUGACCAUUAUUAUUUUUGUUGAUCCUCAGAUUAUUUGGAAACUGUCCUCUUUCUGCUUUGCAUGCGUUAGCCUAACUAUUGAAUUAAAAGCACAUAUUUUUAACAUUAUUCACACACUCAGAAUUCGCUGCUUCAAAUUCAGUACCCUACCUGUCCUAGCUGGGCGUGAGAGUUCAAGUGCGCCUAGUAUGUGUGGUCUCAUUGAAACAGAGUAGGCUGCCUACAUGGACGGAGAAUCACGUGGCAGUUAACUUGAAUAUGAAAUUAACUUAACUACGAUUAGACUGUAGUUUAAUACAGUGUCUGUAAAUAUAUAUUGAUAAUGGGAAGUCUCAAGGUUUUGCUCGCCUCAGGAUAAGCUGUAGACCACACUAUUUACCAAGAGAGUUUUCAUCUAUAUUUUUCGUAGCUGUCUAUUUACCACCACAAACCGAUGCUGGCACUAAGAACACACUCAAUUAGCCAUAAGCAAACAGGAAAACCAUCAUCCAGAGGUGGCGGUCCUAGUGGCCGGGGACUUUAAUGCAGGGAAACUUAAAUACAUUUCUACUAGCAUGUUAAAUUUGCAACGAGAGAGAAAAAAAAUACUCUAGAACACCUUUACUCCACACACAGAGACGCGUACAAAGCUCUCCCUCACCCUCCAUUUGGCAAAUCUGACCAAAACUCUAUCCUGACUCCUGCUUACAAGCAAAAACUAAAGCAGGAUGCACCAGUGACUCGGUCAAUAAAGAAGUGGUCAGAUGACGCAGAUGCUAAGCUACAGGACUGUUUUGCUAGCACGGACUGGAAUAUGUUCUGGUAUUCUUCCGAUGGCACUCAUCAAUAAGUGCAUCGAUGACGUUGUCCCCACAGUGACCGUACGUACAUACCCCAAACAGAAGCCACGGAUUACAGGCAACACCCUCACUGAGUUUAAGGGUAGAGCUGCCACUUUCAAGGAGCGGGACUCUAACCCGGACGCUUAUAAGAAAUCCCACUAUGCCCUCCGACAAACCAUCAAACAGGCAAAGCGUCAAUACAGGACUAAGAUUGAAUCGUACUACACCGUCUACGAUGCUCGUCGGAUGUUUACAGGGCUUGCAAACUAUUACAGAAUACAAAGGGAAGCACAGCCGCAAGCUGCCCAGUGACACGAGCCUACCAGAUGAGCUAAAUUACUUCUAUGCUUGCUUCGAGGCAAGCAACACUGAAACAUGCAUGACAGCAUCAGCUGUUCCAGAUGACUGUGUGAUCAAACUCUCCGUAGCCGUAAACAGGUCAACAUUCACAAGGCCACAUGGCCAGACAGAUUACCAGGACGUGUACUCCGAGCAUGCACUGACCAACUGGCAAGUGUCCUCACUGACAUUUUCAACCUGUCCCUGACUGAGUCUAUAAUACCAACAUAUUUCAAGCAGACCACCAUAGAACACUAAGGUAACCUGCCUAAAUGACUACUGACCCGUAGCACUCACGUCUGUAGCCAUGAAGUGCUUUGAAAGGCUGGUCAUGGCUCACAUCAACACUGUUAUCCCAGAAACCCUAGACCCACUCCAGUUUGCAUACUGUCUCAACAGAUCCACGGAUGAUGCAAUCUCUACUGCACUCCACACUGCCCUUUCCCACCUGGACAAAAGGAACACCUACGUGAGAAUGCUAUUAAUUGACUACAGCUCAGCGUUCAACACCGUAGUGCCCUCAAAGCUCAUCACUAAGCUAAGAACCCUGGGACUAAACACCUCCCUCUGCAACUGGAUCCUGGACUUCCUGACGGGCCGCCCCCAGUUGGUAAGGGUAGGUAACAUCACAUCUGUCACGCUGAUCCUCAACACAGUGACCCCUCAGGGGUGCGUGCUUAGUCCCCUCCUGUACUCCCUGUUCACCCAUGACUGCGUGGCAAAGCACGACUCCAACACCAUCAUUAAGUUUGCCGACGACACAACAGUGGUAGGCCUGAUCACCGACAAUGAUGAGACAGCCUAUAGAGAGGAUGUCAGAGAACUGGCCGUGUGGUGCCAGGAUAACAACCUUUCCCUCAACGUGAUCAAGACAAAGGAGAUGGUUGUGGACUACAGGAAAAAGAAGAGGACCAAGCACGCCCCUAUUAUCAUUGAUGGGCUGUAGUGGAGCAGGUUGAGAGAUUCAAAUUCCUUGGUGUCCACAUCACCAACAAACUAUCAUGGUCCAAACACUCCAAGACAGUCGUGAAGAGGGCAUGACAAAGCCUAUUCCCCCUCAGGAGACUGAAAAUAUUUGGCAUGGGUCCUCAGAUCCUCAAAAAGUUAUACAGCUGCACCAUCGAGAGCAUCCUGACUGGAUGCAUAACUGCCUGGUAUGGCAACUGCUAGUCCUCCGAACGCAAGGCACUACAGAUGGUAUUGCAUGCAACCCAAUACAUCACUGGAGCCAAGCUUCCUGCCAUCCAGGACCUCUAUAUCAGGCGGUGUCAGAGGAAGGCCCUAAAAAUUGUCAAAGACUCCUGCCACCAUAGUCAUAGACUGUUCUCUCUGCUACCGCACGGCAAGCGGUACCGGAGCACCAAGUCUAGGUACAGAAGGCUUCUUAGCAGCUUCUACCCCAAGCCAUAAGACUCCUGAACAGCUAAUCCUGGCUACCCAGACGAUUUGCAUUGUCCCCCCCCCCCCCCCCCACCUACAUGAAAGUGGAAGUCUCUCCAACUCUGCUCUCUUCAAACUACAGUGGGGAAAAAAAGUAUUUAGUCAGCCACCAAUUGUGCAAGUUCUCCCACUUAAAAAGAUGAGAGAGGCCUGUAAUUUUCAUCAUAGGUACACGUCAACUAUGACAGACAAAAUGAGAAAAGAAUUCCAGAAAAUCACAUUGUAGGAUUUUUUAUGAAUUUAUUUGCAAAUUAUGGUGGAAAAUAAGCAUUUGGCCAAUAACAAAAGUUUCUCAAUACUUUGUUAUAUACCCUUUGUUGGCAAUGACACAGGUCAAACGUUUUCUGUAAGUCUUCACAAGGUUUUCACACACUGUUGCUGGUAUUUUGGCCCAUUCCUCCAUGCAGAUCUCCUCUAGAGCAGUGAUGUUUUGGGGCUGUCGCUUGGCAACACGGACUUUCAACUCCCUCCAAAGAUUUUCUAUGGGGUUGAGAUCUGGAGACUGGCUAGGCCACUCCAGGACCUUGAAAUGCUUCUUACGAAGCCACUCCUUCGUUGCCCGGGCGGUGUGUUUGGGAUCAUUGUCAUGCUGAAAGACCCAGCCACGUUUCAUCUUCAAUGCCCUUGCUGAUGGAAGGAGGUUUUCACUCAAAAUCUCACGAUACAUGGCCCCAUUCAUUCUUUCCUUUACACGGAUCAGUCGUCCUGGAACCUUUGCAGAAAAACAGCCCCAAAACAUGAUGUUUCCACCCCCAUGCUUCACAGUAGGUAUGGUGUUCUUUGGAUGCAACUCAGCAUUCUUUGUCCUCCAAACACGACGAGUUGAGUUUUUACCAAAAAGUUCUAUUUUGGUUUCAUCUGACCAUAUGACAUUCUAGCAAACUUCAGACGGGCCUGGACAUUGUCACACUGGACACACUGGCUUAAGCAGGGGGACACGUCUGGCACUGCAGGAUUUGAGUCCCUGGCGGCGUAGUGUGUUACUGAUGGUAGGCUUUGUUACUUUGGUCCCAGCUCUCUGCAGGUCAUUCACUAGGUCGCCCCGUGUGGUUCUGGGAUUUUUGCUCACCGUUCUUGUGAUAAUUUUGACCCCACGGGGUGAGAUCUUGCGUGGAGCCCCAGAUCGAGGGAGAUUAUCAGUGGUCUUGUAUGUCUUCCAUUUCCUAAUAAUUGCUCCCACAGUUGAUUUCUUCAGACCAAGCUGCUUACCUAUUGCAGAUUCAGUCUUCCCAGCCUGGUGCAGGUCUACAAUUUUGUUUCUGGUGUCCUUUGACAGCUCUUUGAUCUUGGCCAUAGUGGAGUUUGGAGUGUGACUGUUUGAGGUUGUGGACUGGUGUCUUCUAUACUGAUAACAAGUUCAAACAGGUGCCAUUAAUACAGGUAACGAGUGGAGGACAGAGGAGCCUCUUAAAGAAGAAGUUACAGGUCUGUGAGAGCCAGAAAUCUUGCUUGUUUGUAGGUGACCAAAUACUUAUUUUCCACCAUAAUUCGCAAAUAAAUUCAUUAAAAAUCCUACAAUGUGAUUUUCUGGAAUUUUUUUUCUCAAUUUGUCUGUCAUAGUUUACGUGUACCUAUGAUGAAAAUUACAGGCCUCUCUCAUCUUUUUAAGUGGGAGAACUUGCACAAUUGGUGGCUGACUAAAUACUUUUUUUCCCCACUGUACAUCUAGCAUAUUGGCUGAUAUAGCUCAGUAAUACAAUACAAUACAAGGGCCACGUGAGAAUCUCUAGUAAUUUAACCUAUUUCUUAAGUUAUUUUAGCCAAUUUGAUAUUACAAAAUUGCUGGGACCGUGGCUGGCAAGUGAGCUGCGUCACAUUCGCCUAAAAUAACAUUGCAGGACUGCGGUUGGGUUUGGGACCAAUUCUUGCUGUAGCAGGUGGGAGUUGGACAGAAAGCCAUGGGGUGCAGGCGGGAGCAGGAUGAAGAAAUCAGUCCCGCUGACCUCUACUGUGUCAGUGUGAAAAGUAGGGAAUUAGCUAGGGAAACUGACAUAUCAAUAACGUUACAUUGCCAUACUGACUAAUAAAAGUCACAUUGCACUGAAAAAACAUCAGAAUAUCAAUAUUCAAUUGAUUGGUCGAUGGUUUCAUUGUUUGAUUCAGGUCUAGUGUGACUGAGGCAAAACUAAUAGCUAAUGUUAGACAACUUUUGGCCAGCUCUCUCUCUAAUGUUACAUCAACUGGCAAAAGCUAGCCAAGUUCAUUUAAUUCUGAAACAGGAGUAAAACAAAGGCUACAAAACAUUUCCAUACAAACAACAGCUGUUAGAUAGUGAUAUGAGGUGGGUAUUACUACUACUAUCUGACAGAUAACUAGAGGCUAGAACUGGUCUAAAAAGCUUCUUAACAGCUUCUACCCCCAAGCCAUAAGAAUCCUGAACAGCUAAUCAUGGUUAUCCGGACUAUUUGCAUUGCCCCCACCUCUCUGUGGUGUCCAUGCGGUCCUAAAUCCAGCCGGCUGAAAACUCCAAACAGCCUACCCGACCGCUCGGAGGCGUCCGCAUGGUCCUAAAGCACACCUUUGCCAUAUUUUUGUAUCCCAUUGCAAUGAUUAAACUGGAGGGGACAAAAAUGCAAUUUCAGAAGGUGGGGGGGGACAUGAACCCCCCCGUCCCCAGUGAAAGUUGCGUCCCUGCAUAAAAAUGAUGCUGAUUCGACUGGCUGAGAAAAGCUGCCUGCCUGUCUAUGUCAUCCCGACUCCCACCCCUACACUUUCAUUAAUAUGGGACAGCUGGAGAUCGAAUUUCAAUACUGAUACAAUGUUGCAAAUGUCAGAGAGACAGACAGCAAGGUUUAUACAAAUCUCCACUAUUGAAAACCUAUUGCUAGUCUAAAAGAAAUGGGAGAUAAUGUCUAGAUGCUUUUUACAGUGGAGAUCAAGUUUAUAAAUUGUCUGUCUGGGCUGAUGAGACAGUGGAUUGCGCAGUGAGAUGGAACAAAGUAAAUAGGCAUUUCAACGUCAUAGCUUUAACCGGUCGUAACACUGGCUGGAAUGCAAUUUUAACCAACCAGCAUCCAGGAGUAGACCCACCCGUUGUAUAAGGUUAGGUAUACACUGAGAACACCUUCCUAAUAUUGAGUUGCAUCCCCCUCUUUUGCCCUCAGAACAGCCUCAAUUCUUUGUGGCAUGGACUCUACAAGGUGUCGAAAGCAUUCCGCAGGGAUGCUGGCCCAUGUUGACUCCAAUGCUUCCCACAGUUGUGUCAAGUUGGCUGGAUGUCCUUUGGAUGGUGGACCAUUCUUGACACACACGGGAAACUGUUGAGCGUGAAAAACCCAGCAGCGUUGCAGUUCUUGACACACUCAAACAAGUGUGCCUGGCACAUACUACCAUAUCCAGUUCAAAGGCACUUAAAUCUUUUGUCUUGCCCAUUCUUCCUCUGAAUGGCACACAUAAACAAUCCAUGUCUCAAUUGUUUAAACUGUCUCCUCCCCUUCAUCUAUACUGCUUGAAGUGGAUUUAACAAGUGGCAUCAAUAAUGGAUCAUAGCUUUCACCUGUAUUGACCUGGUCAGUCUAUGUCAUGGAAAGAGCAGGUGUUCAUAAUGUUUUAUACACUCAGUGUAUAACAGCAGUAAUACACACAGGCCAUGUAACAUACAGUAGGGAAAAAAGUAUUUGAUCCCCUGCUGAUUUUGUACGUUUGCCCAAUGACAAAGAAAUGAUCAGUCUAUAAUUUUAAUGGUAGGUUUAUUUGAACAGUGAGAGACAGAAUAACAACAAAAAAAUCCAGAAAAACGCAUGUCAAAAAUGUUAUAAAUUGAUAUGCAUUUUAAUGAGGGAAAUAAGUAUUUGACCCCCUCUCAAUCAGAAAAAUGUCUGGCUCCCAGGUGUCUUUUAUACAGGUAACAAGCUGAGAUUAGGAGCACACUCUUAAAGGGAGUGCUCCUAAUCUCAGUUUGUUACCUGUAUAAAAGACACCUGUCCACAGAAGCAAUCAAUCAAUCAGAUUCCAAACUCUCCACCAUGGCCAAGACCAAAGAGCUCUCCAAGGAUGUCAGGGACAAGAUUGUAGACCUACACAAGGCUGGAAUGGGCUACAAGACCAUCGCCAAGCAGCUUGGUGAGAAGGUGACAACAGUUGGUGCGAUUAUUCGCAAAUGGAAGAAACACAAAAUAACUAUCAAUCUCCCUUGGCCUGGGGCUCCAUGCAAGAUCUCACCUCGUGGAGUUGCAAUGAUCCUGAGAACGGUGAGGAAUCAUCCCAGAACUACACGGGAGGAUCUUGUCAAUGAUCUCAAGGCAGCUGGGACCAUAGUCACCAAGAAAACAAUUGGUAACACACUACACCGUGAAGGACUGAAAUCCUGCAGCGCCCGCAAGGUCCCCAUGCUCAAGAAAGCACAUAUACAGGCCCGUCUGAAGUUUGCCAAUGAACAGCUGAAUUAUUCAGAGGAGAACUGAGUGAAAGUGUUGUAGUCAGAUGAGACCAAAAUUGAGCUCUUUGGCAUCAACUCAACUCGCCGUGUUUGGAGGAGGAGGAAUGCUGCCUAUGACCCCAAGAACACCAUCCCCACCGUCAAACAUGGAGGUGGAAACAUUAUGCUUUGGGCGUGUUUUUCUACUAAGGGGACAGGACAACUUCACCGCAUCAAAGGGACGAUGAACGGCGCCAUGUACCGUCAAAUCUUGGGUGAGAACCUCCUUCCCUCAGCCAGGGCAUUGAAAAUGGGUCGUGGAUGGGUAUUCCAGCAUGACAAUGACCCACAACACACGGCCAAGGCAACAAAGGAGUGACUAGCCAGUCUCCAGACCUUAAUCCCAUAGAAAAUCUGUGGAGGGAGCUGAAGGUUCGAGUUGCCAAACGUCAGCCUCAAAACCUUAAUGACUUGGAGAAGAUCUGCAAAGAGGAGUGGAACAAAAUCCCUCCUGAGAUGUGUGCAAACCUGGUGGCCAACUACAAGAAACGUCUGACCUCUGUGAUUGCCAACAAUGUUUUUGCCACCAAGUACUAAGUCAUGUUUUGCAGAGGGGUCAAAUACUUAUUUCCCUCAUUAAAAUGCAAAUCAAUUUAUAAUAUUUUUGACAUGCGUUUCUCUGGAUUUUGUUGUUGUUAUUCUGUCACUCAGUGUUCAAAUAAACCUACCAUUAAAAUUAUAGACUGAUCAUGUCUUUGUCAGUGGGCAAACGUACAAAAUCAGCAGAGGGGUCAAAUACUUAUUUCCCUCAUUAAAAUGCAAAUCAAUUUAUAAUAUUUUUGACAUGCGUUUUUCUGGAUUUUGUUGUUGUUAUUCUGUCUCUCAGUGUUCAAAUAAACCUACCAUUAAAAUUAUAGACUGAUCAUGUCUUUGUCAGUGGGCAAACGUACAAAAUCAGCAGGGGAUCAAAUACUUUUUUCCCUCACUGUAUGUGUGUAUUUCGACAUGUACAACUUUUAUGAAGACAUUGACUUUGGGUAACUCCCUAUUUUCAGCUGUUGACCAAUCACUAUGAGCAGAGCUGGAGGUUAGGGGCACCUGGGCUCCGCCUCAGAGGAGGAGCUUCACUUCUCCAGGAAGCUGUUCUGGGGGUUGUUCAACGCUAUGUCCAGGAAGGUACAGUUGGACCAACUCUUCAGCCAGCCUCUCCCAAAACAACCUUUUGAUAUUAACAGAUUUGAAGGGACUGGAUGGGUGUAAGCAAUAGCCUACAAUGGGAGCUCCCAAUAGCCCAUUGGAAGAAUAAGCGGAGUUGUCAACUUAUCAUAUUCGGGCCCAUUCAAAUGUAAUCGGGACCAUUUAGUCUGUAAACAUAUAUUGGAUAUUGGAGGGGGCAUGGGAUUUGUUUUCAGACCAAGCAAUAAUGCUACUGCCCACACUAACCCACCCAGUCCAUGAUUUAUAUUAUGUGUGUAUUUUCCUGUGUAGCCCUAAGGCAUGUGUUUGUUCAGACUCUCCCUAUCUCCUCCUCCCUGUCUCCUCUCCUAAACAGCCCUAUGAUACUGAGCUCUCCAGGCUGGCUCUGCAGUGUGGCAGCUGCAGCUGGUGCCCUCCCUCCUGACCACAUGGAACCUGGCUGAGCCUGUAGACACCUACAAAUGAGCCUGCAGUUAGGGCCUUUGUCCUAUCAUUACUCAUCCCCUCUCUUGUAGAAAUACUCCUUAAAUUGACAUGAUUUUAUAAUGUAUAAUAUAAUAUUGUUCUGAUAUGUAUUAUGACUGUAUAUGUUUUCCCCUUUAUUAGUGUCAGUACAAGAGAAACUGGAGUUUGUGGUGAAUAAAUGCAGAACACACCAAUGAGAAGUGGUCAAUGGACAAGGUAACUGAGCUUUGAGUUUACUAUGAGUAUACAGUAUGUUCUGUAUAAAAACUCUGUUGACACUGUCAUUCUGUGUCAUGCGUGAACUGCUGUGUAUGAAGAAGAUUAUGCUGUGUGUAUAGGCAUAUCAUACUGUAUAUGAUUAAUUAUGUAUGUAUAUCUUUGCUGUCUUUCAGAUUGCCAAUGGCUGAGUCCAUGAGGAGCUCUGUGAAAAGACCAAAGUACACCCUCUCC